CCGCUGCCAUGUCCGCGCUGCCCUUCGGGGAGUCCUCAGCGGAGCCGCCUGCCUUCCCUACAGAGCGGUGGGCGGGCGGCGGGCCCGGAAUGGCCUCGCCCACCCUCAGGGCUCUUCCCUUGUUGGAGCAGGGUCAGCGGUCGGCGGAGUCGUCGGAGGGAGCGCCGACGGUCUCGCAGCGUCGGAAGCGGACCAGUUUCACGGCGGCGCAGCUCGAGACGCUGGAGCUGGUCUUCCAGGACACCAUGUACCCCGAUAUCUACCUUCGGGAGAAGCUCGCUGACGCCACUCAGAUCCCCGAGUCCCGCAUCCAGGUCUGGUUCCAGAACAGGAGAGCCAAGUCCCGGCGUCAGCGGGGCUCGCCCCGCCCCGGCUCCACCGCCGAGCCGCCGCUAGACUACCCGCGGCAGCCACGCUUAGCCGCCCUGCGUCCCCCGGAGCGUCUCCGCUACGCUCUCUCCGGCCUGUCCCACAUCGUACAGAGCGAGGAGGGGGGUUCUGCCCCCUACGAGUGGCCGCCGGCCCCUGCCUUCCCUCCCAGCCUCGAAGGCUUCCCGCCCAGCCAGCCCCGACGAGCCGGGGCCGCCUCCUUCGCGGGGCCGGCGGCGAUGAGCAGCGUGGCCGGACCCUACCCGCCGGCUCGCCCCUUCUGCGGGCAGUACUCUCCUGUCUCGGACGCCGAAGACACCAGCUGCUACUCGGAGUCGGGAUUGGUGUGGGAGGAGAACGCCCUGGCCGCCUUCCGCACCCUCUGAGUGCUGCCGUGGGAGGGACGCGGCCCGGGAGGUCAAUUCUCCGGACUGGAUGCGAUGUCCUGUGCCAAACCCCAUCCUGGGGUAAGCGGGUCAGGGGAAAGCUCGCAUCCCUGUGCUACC
Messenger RNA from Calypte anna (Anna's hummingbird), 875 nucleotides. It is a transcript of the gene MIXL1, whose product is annotated as Mix paired-like homeobox. The record is from RefSeq and is a predicted model, not a curated record. Gene Ontology annotation, molecular function: DNA-binding transcription activator activity, RNA polymerase II-specific; RNA polymerase II cis-regulatory region sequence-specific DNA binding. The transcript has 2 exons. Gene Ontology annotation, biological process: hematopoietic progenitor cell differentiation; regulation of transcription by RNA polymerase II; endoderm formation. The coding region runs from base 9 to 755 and encodes 248 amino acids. NCBI's taxonomy places the organism in Eukaryota, Metazoa, Chordata, Aves, Apodiformes, Trochilidae.